Molecule: messenger RNA, 1129 nt
Organism: Eimeria acervulina
Lineage: Eukaryota; Apicomplexa; Conoidasida; Eucoccidiorida; Eimeriidae
Exons: 3
Biological process (GO): regulation of transcription by RNA polymerase II; microtubule-based movement
Cellular component (GO): nucleus
Molecular function (GO): ATP binding; transcription cis-regulatory region binding; microtubule binding
Source: RefSeq, a predicted model, not a curated record
AUGAAAACACCUGCAGCACAGGGGAGACACCGAGGUGUACGUACACCUCGCACUUCACUUAGUAAACCCUACAAUAAGGGCAGGGUCUUCAGGGGUUUAGAAACUCUUAGAGAUUCUUCUAUAAGCCCUGGCCUAUCUGCAGCAGCAGCAAAAGCAGCUGCACCACCUGCUGCAGCAGCAACAACAGCAACAGCAGCAGGAGCAGCAGCAGCAACAAAAGGAACAGCAGCAGCGACAACAAAAGAAACAGCAGCAGCCGUAACAACAGAAGCAGCCGAAACGGCAACAGCAGCAGCAGAAGAAACAGCAGCAGCAGCAGAAGAAGAAACAGCAGCAGCAGCAGCAGAAGAAACAGCAGCAGCAGCAACAGCUUCAGCAGCAGCAGCAACAGCUUCAGCAGCAGCAGCAACAGCUUCAGCAGCAGCAACAGCAGCAAUAAGACCUGUUGUAGACAGCAAUGCAUGCAGUUUAUUAAAUGAAAAGGAGACAGCAGAAGGAGACAGCAGGUUUAAAGUUUUUGUUAGGCUCCGUCCUCUUACACAAACUGAGAAAGAGAAAGGAGGGGGUCUAUGCUGUACUUACAACAACUCAACUGCACAAAACAGCACUUCCUCUCGCUCCCACGCUAUCUUCUCCAUCGCCCUGACGGAGCAGCAAACUGAGGAAGAAGCUGCUGCUGCUGCAGCAGCAGCUGCAUGCAGCAGCAACAGCAACAGCAACAGCAGCAGCAGCAGCAGCAGCAGCAAGUUGCUAAGUUUGAUGCAGUUUGUUGAUUUGGCUGGGAGUGAACGGAUGAAGAAAACAAUUCAAGAAGAGCAUAGAAGGCUCUUAGCCCUUAGUAAGGUUCUUCGUUGUCUUACAAAUCAGUACAAACAGCAGCAGCAGCAGCAGCAGCAGCAGCAACAGCAGCAGGAGGAAGAGCAGCAGGAGCAGGAGGGAGAGCAGCAGCAGCAAGAGCAGCAGCAGCAAGGACAGCAGCAACGAAGACGGGAGCUGCAGCAGCAAGAAAAACAGCAAGGCAGCACCCACAGGCUCCAGCAGCAGCAGCAGCAGCAGCAGCAGCAACAGCAGCAGCAGCAGCAGCAGCAGCAGCAGCAGCAGGAACAGCAGCAGCAGCAGCAGGAACAGC